AUGCACCCACCUGUACUCGGCUUCGUUGGUUCCUACUUGCCAAACCGCAGUGAAAAGAUCCUGGUGGGUAAUAGCUAUUUGCCUCCUCAUCCGAUCGAAUGUGGUGAAUAUCAGUGUGUGGUUCUAGUUUCGCUACUCCCAUUUUUACAUCACCGAAAUAUCAACAAUAAUUAGAAAUGCGCAAGCGAUGAUUUAUGCUGAUGGUUUUACGUAUGCUUACUUAUUUUCCUAGGACAACGCAAGUGUUUGUGUUGGAAAUGUUACUCCGAUAUGCUUUCGCUGCCAGAAUGAUGCUCGGCCUGACAGAUAUAGUUUGCUCCAUUAAGAUGUAGUGUCAUGUGUUUCGGUCCCUUCAAGAUUCCCGUCCUCCAAAGUUUCUAAAAUAGUCGUCUCACUGGACGAUCCAUCAACAUGGACCUGGGUUUAAGUUACAGGAGUAUGUAUACUUUAUCUCCUAAUGUAGAUAUAACUGCGAAGGCAUCACUGAUUUUUCCAUCUGAAAACAAAGCUAAAAUUCUUCCACACCCCAUCCUUGAGUACUGCUUUCUUUUCUCUGGUUUAUAGAAUGCAUACGACUGCUGCGAAAUCGAAAAAUGUUCAGACUGUUUUUAGGCAAAACUCUUUUCUUCUUCUAGUCCAGUGUCUCAUAUCCGAGAAAUGCCAGUUAGUGACUGAGUAAUUUCUAUGGGUUAUAAGAUUCGAGGCCGGCCCUUGCUUUUUUCCACAUUAAUUUUAGCCCUAAUUAUUCCAAUUAUUAACUCGAUCAGUCCAGUAAGUCGGCCUUAUGCCAAUCAUCGUUCUUUUAUAAUCAUUUCACCACUUCUCUGUUUCACCAUUUGAACGCCAGUUUCCUCUGUCUUUUUGGUCUCUUCCUUUUGGCCCAACAUGGACGAAAAAACCUUAUCAAACAAGAAGUGUAUGAUUGCAUCCAUCACGUCCUGGAGUGAUUAUCUUUGCGGCCCUUAACGUUUCCUCUCAUGUCGCUAAUUAACGAACUGUUGGCAGUUGCGACGAGAUUCCUGUUUUCGUUUCCUGGUCUGUGGCUUCUUCUAUUGACAAGAAGCGUCAUGGUUACAUCUUCCGCACCUUGUCGAUGAGCUUCUUGACCUUUCCAGUCUCCUUCCCGUCUCGACCCUAAGCAAGCUGUUCGUUGGGUGAUGCUGCGUGCGCUGGGACUGCGCCUAGCGUCCACUUGCUGGCACUCAACUCUCACCUGUGGCUCCACGUAGCUGGACUCUGCUCAGCGGCCCCACCCCGGGCAACCGUCUCGACCGGCGGGCUAAACCAGGUGAGGGGGCCCUGUGCGCUGUGCCGUGUGCACAGGGUUUGCGGAUUCCGCUGGAUGGAAGGUCGGAUGGAACCUUGCGUCGGCACCGUCGUGACGUGGUUCGCCUCUGCACGCCACUGGACAGACGGUGACGGGAUGGAUCUCCACAUCGACAAGGCCUUGACGCGCCCACCUACGCCGUCGGAGACCGCGGCUUACGGCGAAUUCGAGUCGCUCUCCACUACAACCCGAAGUCGUGGUCCCAUAGUGGAUUUCGGCCGCGCCACAACGGCACAUGGCAGCCCUAUUCAGGGAUGGCACUGCCAGCCCCCACGAGGGGAAGGGCCUAGAAAAGGUGGCCUAAACAUUGCUGAGUACCACGCCGUCUCCAGGCUAGCCAGGGCCGCAGACGUCUUAUCAUGGUUGAAACAAUCAAAAUCGAAACAACAACAAUACCAACAACAAUAAUAAUAAUAAUAACAACAACAACAACCAUACUCAUUCUCCUCAUCCUACCUCUUUUUCCUCUUCCUCUGCCUAUUCUUCUCCUUCGUCACCUUCUUCUCCAUCUCCUUCCCGUCGCCCCACUCGUUGUCACCAGACUGGCAGGGUGAGACCGCUCACUCUGGCAGCCUGGAAUGUUCGUUCCCUUUUAGACAAUCCGAGGAGCAACCGACCGGAACGGAGGACGGCGUUAGUGGCACGAGAACUGGCGCGCUACAAGGUGGACAUCGCCGCACUCAGCGAGACCCGAUUCUCCGAACAAGGCCAACUGGAGGAGGUUGGUGCCGGCUACACCUUCUUCUGGAGCGGUCGACCCAGGGCAGAGCGACGGGACGCGGGUGUCGCCUUCGCCAUUCGGAACGACAUCGUGGGACGACUGCCCUGUUUGCCGCAGGGUAUCAAUGAUCGCCUGAUGAGCCUCCGCCUGCCUCUCUGGGGAGGCAAAUUCGCCACCAUCAUCAGCGCCUACGCUCCGACGUUGACCAACCCCGACGCCGUUAGAGACAAAUUCUACGAGGACCUGCACGCCCUCUUGGCGACUGUGUCGAAGGCGGACAAGUUGAUGGUCCUUGGUGACUUCAACGCUCGCGUCGGCACAGACCAUACUGCCUGGAGAGGAGUACUGGGUCCCCACGGUCUCCGCGGCUCAAACAACAAUGGUCUGCUGCUUCUCCGCACCUGCGCAGAACACCGCCUCAUCCUGACGAACACGUUGUUCUGUCUGCCGGAGCGAGAGAAGGCCACCUGGAGGCAUCCUCGGUCGCGCCAGUGGCACCUGCUGGACUACGUCCUCGUCCGGAGGCGAGAUCAGCGGGACGUGCUGGUGACGAAGGCGAUCGCGGGUGCUGACGGGUGGACCGACCAUCGCCUCGUCAUAUCGAAGAUGCGUAUUCGACUACAGCCUCGCAGGAGACCACAAGGUAAGCGACCCCAGGUAAGCGACCCCCAGGUAAGCGACCCCCAGGUAAGCUGAAUGUUGCUUUGUUGUCUUUGCCCGCUUAUCAUCUUCAUCUCAGCAACGAGCUAGCUCAACGGCUAGACAACCUCCUCAUCGCCGAUGCCGCCGCUGCGGAGAACGCCUCCGUGGAGAACCGCUGGUGUCAACUGCGAGACACGGUCCAGUCGACGGCGCUCGCCGUCCUCGGUCGCGCUCCCCACCAACACCAGGACUGGCUCGACGACAACGACGCCGCCAUCUGA
Molecule: messenger RNA, 2971 nt
Organism: Spirometra erinaceieuropaei
Lineage: Eukaryota; Metazoa; Platyhelminthes; Cestoda; Diphyllobothriidea; Diphyllobothriidae
Source: the annotation of a GenBank genome assembly